AAUAUGCCCAAAAUGCGGGAUCUAAUGUGCAAUUCCUCCGCGAAAAAACGGAACUAUAUCUGAGCGAAACGCAGAAGCACCUACAGCAAAGACAGUCGUAGUAAGAUUGUGUGUAUUGGAUAGCCCUAGCCUAGCCAGGCAGCCAGGCAAAGGAAAACCACACAAAAAUGAGCGGUCGCGGUAGCCGUAAGCGCGGUCGACCGCCAAAGACGCCAAAUGAGCGGACUUCUUCUGGACGCUUCAGUUAUCAAUUGCUCAAAAAGCCGAAAUAUCUCAGCGAAGGAAAAUCGCAGGCAAGCACACCGUCCGCUUCGCGCGGCAUUUCCCCGCAAAGCGACGAGUGCAGUCGCAGCAGCCAUAACAAUCACAGCCGUGGGAACCGUGGCAGUGCCGCCAAGAGAGGACGCGGCCGCAAGUCGAACGUGCAACCCAACACCAGCAACUACUCCGGAAGAAAAGGGUACGAGUCGGAAUACCACUACGGAUCGGACUUCGGAGACUCCGAUGAGGAUAAAACCGAUAACGAGGAUGACCUAUUGCUAACGCCCAGCGAUGACGAAAGCUUGGAUGCGGGCAACGAGAGUGAGUCGGAAUUUUCCGUGUGCAGCUUCACCCAGAAUGGAGUGGGUCGGCCGCCACGUCCGCCCAGUCCGGAGCCCAUCUGGCUGCAAGAGGGACGGAAGUAUGCCGCCCUGGAUUUGCCGGACUCAUCGGAGGACUUGUCCAUGGCCAACGCACACGUUUUGCGCGCCCUCAGCAUCUACGAAGUGCUGCGACGUUUCCGGCACUUGGUUCGUCUCUCGCCGUUUCGCUUUGAAGACUUCUGUGCGGCCUUAACUUGCGACGAGCAGAGUGCUCUCUUGUCGGAUGUACACAUAAUGCUGCUGAAGGCGAUCCUGCGCGAAGAGGACGUCCAGGGCACACACUUUGGGCCGCUGGAUCAAAAGGAUACGGUCAACAUUAGUCUGUACCUCAUCGAUGCCAUCACCUGGCCGGAAGUUCUGCGCAGCUAUGUGGAGAGCGACAAGACAUUUGAUCGUGAGGUCUAUCAUAUCCUGAGCCGAUCAGAAUAUCCAUACACCGGCAUUGAAAACCGUCUGGCCGUGCUGCAGUUCUUGGCGGAUCAGUUCUUGACAGCCAAUUCCAUACGCGACGUAAUGCUCCAGGAGGGACCCAUUCACUACGACGACCAUUGCCGAGUCUGCCAUCGACUUGGAGACUUGCUCUGCUGUGAAACCUGCCCAGCAGUCUACCACUUGGAAUGUGUGGAUCCGCCAAUGAACGAUGUGCCCACUGAGGACUGGCAGUGCGGAUUGUGUCGCUCGCACAAGGUCAGUGGCGUCAUUGACUGCGUGUUGCCCCAAGAGAAGCAGGGCGUAUUAAUCAGGCACGACAGCCUGGGAGUCGAUCGCCACGGCCGCAGAUAUUGGUUCAUUGCCCGGCGAAUUUUCGUCGAGGAUCAAGUGGACUCCAGCUGUUGGUACUACAGUACAACGAAUAAGUUGAAGCUACUGCUCAAACGAUUGGAUCCUGAAGAACUGGAGACGCGCCUGCACGCCCAGCUAACGGAGCGCCGCGAGGAGAUCGAGCGCCAGAUGAAGUUGACAGAGUCGCUCACCAACGAAAAUAAGCACACCAAGCGCAGUUUGAUAGACAUGGAGCAAGAGGCUACGAAGGAACUACUAGACAAGGAGACCCUGGACGGUACGGCCGAAGCCGAGUCCGACCGCAAAUCCGACGACCAGUCGGCAGAGGCAGCGAAAAGGUCGGAGGAGACCAAAAUGGUCACGCGCCAGAAGACCAGCCAACUGAACAACGGCACGCUUUACUUUAAGCUCGGCAUGGAACAAGGAUUCAAGAACUACGUCAACCAGUACGCCUCGAAUCCCAUAGCCCUCAACAAGCCGCAGCGCAACGAGGAGCGGGACAAGCGACGUCACCUCUCGCACAAGUUUUCUCUGACAACAGCCUCCGACUUCAAAUGGAUCGGCAUCACGAUGGGCACACCCGAUAACAUGAUUACAACGCUCAGGCAGACGCUGAUUAAUUUUGAAUCGAACAUAACGCCGCCGUUCCUGAACCCGAACUGGCAGGUCAACAAGAAGGUCUGGAACACGGCCGUCAUGAACGCCCGACACGCCACUGACUUUGCGACUGUGCUGCUGCUGUUUCAAUCGUCGCUAAAGAGUGUGGUCUUCGCGAACGUUUGGCACGAACAGCUCGGCCACAGAGCCUUGCAGCGCAUCACCAGCGCCGAGCGCGAAGAGCGCAAGAAGCUGGAGAAGCGCGAGAAACGGGAGCGCGACGACGAGGAGGAACGCAAUCGACUGGCAUUUAACUACAUCAAGUAUUCCCUGGGACUGAAGCACCAGGUGUGGAAGCAGAAGGGAGAGGAGUAUCGUGUGCACGGCCAGUGGGGCUGGCUGUGGCUCUCGAGCAGUCGACGCUGCGGAAUUCGCGCCAGACGGGCCCAUCCCCGAGCACACAACAGAGUUUUCGUCCACUACACCAUGGGAGACGAGAACGACGUCAACGAGAUUGUCCUGGUCGAUCCACGCACGAAGCGGUUCAUGCAGCAGUGCGAGUCGAACAGUGUCGACGGCCAGAUGUGCCCCUAUCUGCCGGAGGAGUACACGAACGUGAAAGUGGUCGAGGAUGUUGACAAGCUGGCGAGCGUCAAGGGCAUCAUCGACGUCAGCAAAGCCCUGAACGACCCGGGACGUGUCUACUACCCGAAGCUUGCUCGCAAAUGCUGGAUCGACGACCUAUUGGAGCGACGCAAGAAAUUGGCCAAGGUCGAGGAGCAGCUCGCCUUGAAGGGAGUCACCGACGUGAAGCCCUUCGCCAUACCAUCGUCGGGCAGUGCGGCAGCCGCCGGCAAGCAGACCUACUUGGAAAAGUGCCUGCUGCGUCUCACGGAAGUGUCGGCAAAGGGAGGGUCGGCCAACGUCAAUUUUGAGCUCGUCAACUCGCUGGCCAAGCAGAUCCAGACGGUGCGCCUGCAGUUCAGCCAGCUCAACCGCUUCGCCAAGACCUUCCGCUGCUACACCAAGGAGUGCAACACCAACUCGAACGCCGUAUCUCAAAUCACACAAAACACGUGCUACUCGCCGCUGUGUCUGCAGAAGGCCCGUGCCAAGAAGGAACUUCUGCUGCUGCUGCGGAAGGCGCACACCGCGGGCAACGGCUCCAAGGAGACGGUGGCCGCCAUCCUGGGUGCCGUCAAGAAGCCCUCUAUUCUCGAACAGAAGCUGACCGAAGGCAAGCGGGAAGCCACUCAGCUUUCAGUCGACGAGUCGGAUGAUGCAAAGGCGGCGGAAACCGAAGCGCCGCUGGACCUGCUCCAAGACUGGGAGCAGGCUCGCGCGCACUCUGUGGCCUUCACUGAGCAGCUUUUGAGCGACUGCCUGCUGGUGGAGCCAGAUCUUCCCAACAAUGCCAGGGUCAAGAAGGAGGAGGAGAUGGUCCCCGGAAGCAGCACGAACGCCGACUCCAGCACGCAAGACUCGGACAAAAUGGACUUCAUCGAAAGCAUGGACGUUUGCAGCAACGUGGAGAUCGAGAGCACUGAGGAUUCGAUUGUUACGGCGAUAAACACCUCGUGCUUGGACGCCAGCGCCGAGGACGUAGACAUGCGCCCCGGAUCGCGUCGAAAACGUUUCCAAAAGUCGAAGAAGGCCUACAUCGGAACCAAGGACGUGUUGGAUCACACGCUGGACAAGGAGAUACCACUCAAGCAGAAUCGCCGUUUUCGCAUCAGCUCUCGUCCGGUCAAGCGCGACUGCUGCACGAAAUACGAGCGGGAGUACUUCGAGAACGGAAAGGAGCGCGUCUACAGCGCUGUCUCGCCGCGUGGGCGUGUCUAUCUGAUCAACGACUGGUCCAAGCUGUACGACCAGGCCGUUAAGAGCGAGGACAAGACCACGGUCAUGAAGAAGGCCACGUACGCCAGGUACCCUCUCAUCUCCAACUUCCUUACGCACAAAAAGAAGCGCAGCCUGUUGGUUCUGCCGCGCUACGAGCUCCGAAAGCUGGCGCGUCUGGGCGGACGAUCGGCCACGAAUGGCUUCCACCACGGGGCCAAGAACAACUCCAUUUGGCAGUAUCAGUGCUCGCGUCCGCUCUUCCGAACCUGCUGGUCCUACCGCACGUGCAACGCCACCACGCUGUCCUGCAUUGCCCUCCAGCUGCGGAUAUUGUGGUCCUGUCUGCGCUGGGACGACAUGAUAGCCAAGCCGCCGUCUACCGAUGGCAAACAUCAGGUGACAACCGAGACGGAAAUUGUCACCCUGGAGCUGUUGAAGCUGCGCCAUGCAGGCCGCUACGGCGAGAAAACCAGCUACUUGCGGCGCAAAGUUGUGAUCCCUCUGGAGAUGCCAAAGACGAUUAGAGAGGUCACGUCGAUACGGUCUGGUCUGCGCAAACGGAAGCGCGCUGAAUCUCCGCAGCCAACCGAGCCGCAAAUAAGCGAGGAGUGGGUCGAGGAGGACAAGCUCGAGCUGUGGGAAAUCAAAUUCAUAGGCGAGAAACAGGAAAAGGCCCGCCUGUCCACAGUGACGCGUUCUGUGGCAUCGCGGCAGCUGGAGUCGACCGGCGGCGGUAGUCCGGGCACAUCCACCAACGGAACGCUGGUCGGUGCCGGUCGUGUCCAGCUGGCCCCGAAGCCCAACGAAGACGUUAAGGAGAAAAUGGAACAGCAGUUGAAGCUACAAAGAGCCGCGCAUCAGCAACGGAAGGUCAUCGCCACAGGCGAGCUAGCCAGGGCCGGAACUCCAGUCAAAGGCCAGAUAAUUGGCAGCAGGCGCGUAAUCGUUAAGAAUCCAGAUGGCACCACGCGAAUCAUCCAGCAGGCAGUCACACAAGUGGCCCGAGCGGCCCCAGCGAACGCGUCGUCAGCCGCCGCUUCCCACUCAGCGCAGAGCACAUCCAACACACAGAGCACGCAGUCGGCACCCACCCCGCACAAGGUACAAAUCAUCCGUGGCCCGGAUGGCAAGGUGAGCGUGAGGGGACUGAACCCUGGACAGCAGCUGGUGCAAAUGCCGGACGGAAAGCUGCACGUGUUGACAACUUCAUCGAGUCCGGCGACCCAAGGAUGCAAAGGCAAGGUAUUACCCAUCAAAUCUCUACCCACACAAUCGUCCACAGCCGCAACGUCCACGUCGGCCGCUGCAACACUAGCGGCACCCGCAGUCAAACAAAUGGCCGUGAAACAUGUCGCAAAGCCUACCGGGGCCCAGUCAAUAGCGUCACAGCGGGUUGCCCUACCUCUCGCACAGAUAAAGAACAAAAUGCUGAUGGCCCAGCAGCAACAGGUGUCGGCAGCAGCAGCAGCGGCAGCCACAUCGGCGCCCCCAGUGCAGAAAAUUGUGACGAAAGUCGUCAACUCGAGUGCCGCCGGACAGAAUAUGCAGCAAGUAUUCGUGCAACCUGGCUCCAAGCUGGUAGUUGGUCAGAACGCUCAGGGACAAAAGGUUAUCAUAUCCGCCUCGUCCACACAAGCGGCCACAUCGGCAGUGCAACAGCAGCAGCAAAUUGUACAGACUCAAGCCCUGCCACAGCAAAUCCAACAGGCCCCCCCACAGCAGCAAUCGCAGCAAAUGGCGAUCAACCAGGUGGGGAGUCAACCAACACAGAAAGUAAUACAGCAAAUCGUUAACACAAGUAAUGUCCAACAACAGAUAGUGAUAGGGGGGCAGCGCAUCAUUUUGAGCCCCGGUCAGACUAUUGUUACGCAGCGAAAUGUGCCGCAAAGCCAGGCCCUGCAAAUGGUCCAGCAACAGAUUCAAACCCAGCAGCAGCAGCAGCAACAGCAACAGCAGCAGCAGCAGCAACAACAGCACCAGCAGCAGCAGCAGCAACAGCACAUUGUGCAGCCACAGCAGCAAUAUGUUGUGCAAACGAAUCAGGUUGUUCAAUCGUCGACCACGACUCAGACAAAAUUAGUUAAACAGCUCGUGGUGCAACAGCAAGCCCCACCGCCAGCAGUGGAGGAAAAAGCCCCGAUCAACGCCGCCAAUGAGGCCACUGAAACGGCCACCCAGCAAGUGCUCGUACCGAACUCGACCCUGGCACAACAGCUGGCCCAGGGCAAGCUGCAGGUGGCCACUGUCAAUGGACAGCAAGUGAUCGUGAAGCCCCUGGGGAACAACCAGGCCCAGAUUGUGGCACACAUUAAGCACCAGGGGGACGGUAACGCGCACAUUGUCACCAACAACACGGCACCAGCAGUGCCCCAGGAAAGUCCGCAGAGCUCGCCGGUGAAACACUCGCAGCAGCAGGCUCUGGCGUCGCACAGCCCACAACAACAACAACAGCAGGUUGUUGUCCAGCAACAGCAGAUUGCACAGCAGUGCAGCUACGAUACUGCCGCCGCCUCCAUACCACAGCAGCAUGUGGCGACAGGAGCUGUCCAGCCACAAGGACAGACACCACAGCAACAGCAGCAGCCGCAGCAACCCAUGAGCGUGGAAGAGAGUCUUCUUCAGAAUCAGCCGCCCGGCACGGUCAUCAAAUGCGUUACGGCACAAGUACUGCAAACCGAGCACGGGCCACGCAUCGUGCUGCAGGGCCUGGUAGGCAACGACUUUACGGCCCAGCAGCUGCAGCUGGUGCAGACGCAGGUGAAGCAACAGCUAAUGAAAGCCCAAGAAUCUAACGGCAAGCUGGGAGUCCUGGGGCCAACUAAAAUCUACCUGGCCGUGCAGCCGGAGACCACGGCUCAAUCGCAACCACCUCCCCUUACCCCAGUACACCAGUCGACUACACAUCAACAACCCAACAUCGACAACGACACCACCGGGCCAACAACAACACCAACAACAACCACAACCACAACCCCAACCACAUUUGAAGCCAGCCCAAUCAUUAUAAAUAAAGCCGUAGACACUGGAAGCGAGCAGGAGCCGGCCGGCCCAUGUGCCCAGGCCGAUAAAACUAAUAUUAAAAUUAACACGCCACCCCUUGGUGCCUCUGCGCUGCUAGAGGGCAUAGAGCACGACGAAAAAUCAAUCCACAUUAGUAACACAACCAUGGACAAGGGCGGAGAGGAGAACCAAAGUGAAAGCUUUGUCAUCACCAGCGGUUACAUACAAGAGUCCAUUACAAACGCACUUAAGCAGGGCAAUCUGAGUCCGGAACUAGAAGAGAAGUUGGUCAAUAUGCGCAAGCAGCAGGAACAACCGAAUGCUGCACACAGCUUGAAUGACGGGGAUUUGUCGUCUAGCGAGGACACAGGCACUUUAAAUCGCCGCAGCACGCUAUCGCGCCAGCAAAAUAGCGAUGAUCUUGAUUGGAAAACUAGGACCGCAACGAAACGUCCAAACGCUAUGACAACAAGCAGUCAAUUUAAUCGUAUUCUUAAAAAAAGCCGUAUUCAGAAAGAAGAUAUAGUAGACAUCAGUGAACAGAAACAAUCCAAGUUAGAAAAGCACAAAGAAUUGCUUAAGAAAAGCAUCCUUCGUAAGCGAUCAUUAUUAGAACGCAACUUACAAAACGAAAUACGCGAAGAAGUACAGAAGAAAGUCCAGCGCCAUGUGCGAUCCUUAAGUGUCGCCUCACCAGAAGAGCAUAGCGAAAACGAAAGAGGAUCCAUAUUUUCCGAUCGUCGCGAUGAGCAAAAUAUUGAACAGAAGCGGUGUGUCAAGGUCAGCACCAGUCGAAAUCUCCGGGAGGAAGCCCUUGCAGACAACAGCAGACAUGGCGUCGGAAGGCCUAAGAAGUUGACAAGGAAAAAGGAAAAGCUAUAUUGCGUUUGUCGCACACCUUACGAUGAAACAAAAUUUUAUGUGGGCUGUGACCUGUGCAGCAAUUGGUUUCAUGGCGAUUGUGUUAACAUCACCGAAGAAGCUUCGAAGAAACUUUCUGAAUUCAUUUGCAUUGAUUGCAAGAAGGCACGCGAAACAGAGGAACUCUUUUGCAGUUGUCGCCAACCAUACGAUGAUUCACAAUUUUAUAUUUGCUGCGAUAAAUGCCAGGGUUGGUUCCACGGCCGUUGUGUCGGUAUACUACAGAGCGAGGCUGAGUUUAUAGACGAGUACGUAUGCCCCGAGUGUCAGCGGAAGACAGAUGCAAACGCAGUCAAUAUGAAAACCCUUACGUCCGAUGAAACUAACGAGCUAAAGGAGUUAAUUAAGCAAAUACAGCUGCACAAGAGUGCUUGGCCGUUUAUGGAGCCGGUUGAUCCGGAUGAAGCGCCAGACUAUUACAAAGUAAUUAAAGAACCAAUGGAUCUCAAACGGAUGGAAACCAAACUCGAAUCAAAAGCGUACACCAAACUCGCCGACUUCAUUGGCGAUAUGACAAAAAUUUUCGACAACUGCCGCUACUACAACCCAAAAGAAUCGUCCUUUUACAAAUGUGCUGAAGCACUGGAAUCGUACUUUGUGCAAAAACUUAAAUGCUUUCGCGAAAAUGUUUUUGGCCAGAGUAAUUAAAAGCAUUAGCUAAGCUAUUAAAUCUUAAGUUAAGCCAGUUUUGAUACGAAUGAAGUAUCUAAUCUUUUGCAACCAUAAACAUUUAACACGUGCGUUUGUUAUACCAUACAUUUUUCAUACCAUAACAGAACUAACUAAAAUUACAAAUUACAAAAU
Drosophila persimilis is the source of this 8591-nucleotide messenger RNA. RefSeq names its product nucleosome-remodeling factor subunit NURF301 (gene E(bx)). The transcript is spliced from 13 exons. Gene Ontology annotation, cellular component: NURF complex. Gene Ontology annotation, biological process: regulation of transcription by RNA polymerase II. Gene Ontology annotation, molecular function: RNA polymerase II cis-regulatory region sequence-specific DNA binding. NCBI's taxonomy places the organism in Eukaryota, Metazoa, Arthropoda, Insecta, Diptera, Drosophilidae. The coding region runs from base 168 to 8435 and encodes 2755 amino acids. The record is from RefSeq and is a predicted model, not a curated record.